AUUUCUUCCUAAUAUUUAAUCUUAACCUCUCCUCUUUUAGUUUAAAACCAUUCCCCCUUGUCCUAUCACCAUCUGCCUGUGUAAAAACUCCCUCUUUUCCAUAAGCCCUGGAUAAGUACUGGAGGGCUGCAAUGAGGUCUCCGCAGAACCUUCCCCAGGCUGAACAGCCCCAGCUCUCUCAUCCUGUCCCCUUCCUUCGCCAGAGUUGCUCCAGCUUUCUGGGCAUCUUCAUGGCCCCUCUGGACCCACUUCAACAGGUCCACAUCUUCCUUGUGCCGAGGAUCCUGGACCUGGACGUAGUACUGCAGGUGGGACAAGAACCUCCUGGCUCCUGCAAUAAGACGAUGCCAACCCAGUGCAGCAUUGCACGGGGCUCUUUCCUAAUCAGUAACCAGUGAGCACCUACUGCAGUGUGACACCAUUUCUGACAACAUUUGCACUGUUCACUGCUCUCCCUACGUAGUUUCAGUGCUUUUAUCCCACACACAGCUUGCCACACCUCCACUCAGCUGGAAGCAGGUCAGCAAGGUCACAGCAGUGUCCCCGAAACCAGGCAGCUUCUGCAUGCCACUGACAUCACGGAGGUGUCACCUGGCAGAGACGCUCCAGCCACUGUUCCACACUUGCCGAUGUAAAAACCAGGCUCAGUUUCCAGCUGGGCACUCUGCCAAGGGGUCAGAUGAGACACGGACACAAAGUGCUUCCCAACAGCCUUGCAGCCAGACACCUCCUCGGCAUGGCUGUGAGGGUAGCGCAGCUUUCAUAGGGCAGCUCGCAGCCCCCAAAGGGCUGAGGGGCCUUGAAUGUCUCAAACCAUGUCUCCUUUGGGUAGACCACAGCCCCUGAGCCUCAUGUUUCUUUUGGGGAUGGGGAUGGCAUCAGAGAGGAGCAACUGCCCAAGCAGGUGUAGCUGUCAGUACCUGGAAGUGAACUGCACCGGGCAGCAGUUGCAGGAGUUCCCUGCAGAUAUCCCUCUGGACACCAGGCAGCUGAUUCUGGCGGCAAACAAUGUCUCGUACCUGCCGGCAGUGGAAUUGAGCUUCCUGGCUGAUUUGGUGUACCUGGACUGCAGCAAGAACCUCUUGGGGGAUGACCUGGAUUUCACUUUCAUUGGUGUGGCCAAGCUUGUUUAUCUGGACCUCAGCUUCAACAACCUCACCCAGGUCACCUUCAGCACCUUCUCACACCUCCUCAGUCUGGUGGUGCUGAAAAUCUCGGACAAUCCCAACCUUGUGGCCAUCGAGAAGGAUGCUUUUGCCAACAACACCUGGCUGAGGCACCUGGAUGUGAGCCGGACAGGCUUAACAUUCCUGGACACCAGCACCGUCCGGGACCUGCCCAACCUGAGGUUUCUGGGGCUCAGUGACAACCUGUGGCACUGCAACUGUUCCUUUUUGGACUUCAUCACCUGGAUGACAGAGAGCAACAUUCAUUUUCCAGAUGCUGACAACAUCACCUGCUACACCCCAGAAGGCCUGCAAGCCCUGAGGAUGCAGGCAGUGGAGGCACAGCUUCACUUCACCUGCCUGACCCAGCUACACAAGACAGACUACGUCUUUCUGUGCCUCGUUGGCUUCUGCAUAUUCCUUGCUGGCACCAUUACAGCCUGGCUGGCCGGCAUCUGUGCUGUUAUCUACAAAAUCCAUGCUUCAAAGGGAGAGGAAGAGGAGGAGGAGGAGGAAGAAGAAACAGCCACUUAGGACCAGCCCUUCUGAACUCCCAUUGUGGGAACCAAAGGCAGGCCCUUCCUGCCUGAUUUCCCACAUGAUGUCCCACUCUAAAUGCCUUUUUUUUU
Molecule: messenger RNA, 1795 nt
Organism: Pipra filicauda (Wire-tailed manakin)
Lineage: Eukaryota; Metazoa; Chordata; Aves; Passeriformes; Pipridae
Gene: LRRC52
Product: leucine rich repeat containing 52
Exons: 2
Coding region: 804-1700 (298 amino acids)
Cellular component (GO): voltage-gated potassium channel complex
Molecular function (GO): voltage-gated potassium channel activity; transmembrane transporter binding; potassium channel activator activity
Source: RefSeq, a predicted model, not a curated record